UAUAUAAAUCAACCCCAGCCUAGCUAGCUAGCAACCAUCCAUUGCACACACUAGCUAGCUACGACUACGAUCGAGUAGCUCAUAAUCCAACUGAUCGAUCGAGCAUGGCGAGCACGAGGCUACUGCUACUGGCCGUGUUUGCUCUCCUACAGAUUCUCUACUCCGUCCAUGGCGCCGUCGAAGACGUCGGGUUCACCUCCGCAGUGAACUCCACCAGGCACAAGCCAAAGCACCCGCACCCGCACCCCGGAGGCGGCCACGGGCAGUGCCGCGCCAGCGGGGUCCUGCACGGCAAGGCGAGCAAGUGCAACAAGGCGCACGGCUCCGAGUGCUGCGCGGCGGGGCGCCGGUACCCGCAGUUCAAGUGCUCUCCGCCCGUGACGGCCAAGACGCCCGCGACGCUGACGGUGAACAGCUUCGCGCGCGGCGGGGACGGCGGCGGCAAGUCCUUCUGCGACGACCACUUCCACGGGGACCGCGAGCUGGUGGUGGCGCUGUCCACGGGCUGGCUGCGGCUCGACGGGACGAACCGCUGCAACAGGAAGGUCCGCGUCUCCCACGGCGGGAAGUCCGUGGUGGCCAAGGUCGUGGACGAGUGCGACUCCGUCAACGGCUGCGACCCGGAGCACAACUUCGAGCCGCCGUGCCCCAACAACGUCGUGGAUGGGUCGCCGGGGGUGUGGAAGGCGCUCGGGCUCGACGACGGCAUCGGGGAGGUCAAGGUCACUUGGUCUGAUGUAGUUGUAGGCACCAUGGCACUGUUAGUCCUCGUCGCGCUUUCCAUGUCCAACGUCGCUUCCUCCCUUCGCCUUAGCCUCGGCGUCUGCCGGGCCAGCGGAUACCUCCCGGGGAAGGCCGGCCAUUGCGAGAAGAGCAACGAUCCAGAUUGCUGUGAGGACGGCAAGAGGUACCCACAAUACCACUGCUCGCCGCCAGUGACAUCGAGCACCAAAGCUGUGCUGACGCUUAACAGCUUCGAGAAAGGUAAGGACGGCGGCGGCCCGUCAGAGUGUGACAACUCCUACCACAGCGAUAAGGAGCUGGUCGUCGCGCUCUCUACCGGCUGGUUCAAGAAUAUGGCCCGCUGUGGCCACCGCAUCAAGAUCUCCGCCAAUGGCAACUCCGUAUACGCCAAAGUGGUGGACGAGUGCGAUUCAGUGUAUGGCUGUGAUGACGACCACAACUACGAGCCGCCGUGUGCCAACAACAUUGUGGACGCCUCACCUGCGGUGUGGAACGCCUUGGGGCUUGACCAGAAUGUUGGCAUGGAGGAUAUCACCUGGUCAGAAGAGUAAACAGCAGAACUACGUGCCAAGCAUACAAUAGCAGUCAGUACAGAGAUAUAUAGCAUGUGACUAUGUAUAGAGUUAUAGCAGGAAGUGUGCAUUGUCUCUGUAAAUAUAAUGUGGUCAUGCCGUUUUACAUAUUAUUGCACUUGAUAAAUUAUUGCUACUUCAUCCAGCACAUCCUUAGAAAUGAA
Molecule: messenger RNA, 1480 nt
Organism: Brachypodium distachyon (stiff brome)
Lineage: Eukaryota; Viridiplantae; Streptophyta; Magnoliopsida; Poales; Poaceae
Product: putative ripening-related protein 4
Exons: 2
Coding region: 105-1295 (396 amino acids)
Source: RefSeq, a predicted model, not a curated record